GCAGGAAUAAUUCUUAAGUAGACAAUUUGCUUCUGACCCCAACAGCUGAUAAAUUCAAUGCCACUGGUGAUAAGUGUAUGGAAAUCUGUUUAUUCACAUUUAAUAUUCCCUAAAGUGACAGUUGAGUGUUUGGGUUUUGUUGUUUUGUUUCCUUACAUGAUGUUUUUAUUGGGUAAGGAUUGGGUUCUAACUUUCCAGCCUUGGAAAUUUGUUUUUCUUUCUUUGGAUAUUAGGAACAAUGAAAUAAGAUUCUGUCAUUUGCAAUUGAAGGUGGUUACUUACCUGAGUUAGAAGUAGAAUUUGUCUAACACUCUGGUCUUCCAAAUUAAAGUUCUGUAUCUUGUGGUAUAAGCAAUUUGUUAUAAGUGAAUAAAUAAAACUCUUUGUUAUCCCUACCGCUUACUAUCUUCUGACAUACCAAAUACUUAUUUGUUUAUCUUAUAUCCCUACAGUAGAAUUUAGAUUCUAUGAAAGCAGAGAUUCAUUGCUAAAGUAUUCCCCAAUUCACAGAACAGUGCCUACCAUGUAGUAAGUGCUCAAUAAAUAUUUUUUAACAACUAAAUGGACAGAUUUGGCUUAGAAAGCCCAACAAUUUAUUGACUAGAAAGGUUUUGUUAUUUGAAACAUAAGUAAAAUCCUAAGAAGUGAAGUAUAGCUUAGGUUAGAGAGCACACAUUUUAGUCUCUGUAUUUUAUAUUUUUCUUUGAGCAACCUUGAGUUUUUGUUUUACUGAAUACAAAUACAAGCCAUUCCUAUCACCACCAUUCCAUACAUCCAAGAUAUUCUCUCAGUCUUGCUGAAAUUUAAGAAAACUGUUCAUUGUAACAGAAUCUAGUGGAGGCUUGCUGACAUGGCCCUUAGGCAUUAAAGAUUAAUAAAACCAAAAUUAUAAUAAGAUUCAGGGCAGAGCCAUUAUCCCAUUAAAAGCACUUGUUUUUCUUAGAUGCUGAUAUUAACCCUGAACAUUGGUCAAAUCAAGCUCCUGAUGUUAAUUUGGGGUUAUCAGUUUUCUGCAUGUACAAGUAAUUGAGUUUGAAAUGUGUUUAAGCCUGAAUUAAAGAACUUAGUCAUUGGUGACUCAUGGUGAGAAGUUUUUCCUUUUCCCUGCUGGAACAUAUGCCAUUGCCUCCAACAUGGCCUUUCUGAAAGACUGAAAACAAAAGAAUCCUACUUUUAAAUACUAUAGUUCUGAAAAAGUUCUUGUAAGUUUAAGGUGGUGACCUCCAUUGUAAUGCUUUUUAGUAGCGAGCACUACAAUUGACUUUACAAAUUUCUAUACAAAUUUUUUUCAUCUCUGGUAUUAUGGAAGUUCUCCCAUAUAUGAAGUAGUUAAAAGUCUGCUAGAAGAGUGUAUAAAUGACCCCAGGGACUUUCUUUGUUUUAUUCAUUACUGUAUUCUUAGUAACUAAAACUGUUUUUGCAUGGAGAAAACCAUUAAUACCUAUUCAUUAAGUGAAGCCAUAUGCAUUCAUAGUAACAGCUCAUUUUAGGGAAAGAAUGAAAGCCAGUUGAAGUAAAUUUCUCGGGUUCCUUUUAAUUAGGUAAUCAUCAAUUCACAGUCAACCUACUUUGGGAGGUUCUUGCUAUUCACCCAAGGUAGCUCUGCCCUAAUAGUUCUUAGGAUUGCUUGUCCAAACCUUAAAUCCCUUCAGUGGUUCACUUACAAAAAAAAAGGCAAAUCGGCAACACCCAUAAGCACUUGCACCUGUGGGAACCAAUAGGCGUCGUAACAGAGAAUACUUCAGCUGGUGGUGCUGAUAGUAAAGUGCAGCACUCAAGUCACGCUGUUUUUAUCGGCAGUUCCUUUUUAGGAUCAUGCAAGGUUUCUUAAAGGGUUUGUUUUUUUUUUAAUAUAUUAGUUUAAAAGGAGAAUUCACUUUAAAUUUGGAAAUGAAAGUGUGAGUGGUUAUUCGCCUUUUCUUCAUCAUCAAGGAAUCGGUGCACCAUAAAUACAAAAGACUGAUAUUAUAAGAGGAAAACAAGAUUGCUGCUAAAAUGAAUUUAAGCAAUACAGUGUAUUUCGUGCCAUACACAAAAAGGUAUUAAAAACUGAUUCCAAAAAAUUUGUCAAUGAAAGAUAAAACUAACUGGGAUAUCGAAAGUAAAAGGCUUACAAAUUCUGGUCAUCAUGCGUAAAGGGGUGCCAAAAGACCCAGAGAUUGCUGAUCUGUUCUACAAAGAUGAUCCUGAAGAACUUUUUAUUGGCUUGCAUGAAAUUGGACAUGGAAGUUUUGGAGCAGUUUAUUUUGCCACAAAUGCUCGUACCAAUGAGGUGGUGGCCAUUAAGAAAAUGUCGUACAGUGGGAAGCAGACACAUGAGAAAUGGCAAGAUAUUCUUAAGGAAGUCAAAUUUUUACGACAGUUGAAGCAUCCUAAUACCAUUGAGUACAAAGGUUGUUACUUGAAAGAGCAUACUGCUUGGUUGGUGAUGGAAUAUUGCUUAGGCUCAGCCUCUGAUUUGUUAGAAGUUCACAAGAAACCACUUCAGGAAGUAGAGAUUGCUGCCAUUACUCAUGGUGCCUUGCAGGGGCUAGCCUAUUUGCAUUCUCAUGCCUUGAUUCAUAGGGAUAUUAAAGCAGGAAAUAUUCUUCUAACAGAGCCAGGUCAGGUGAAACUAGCUGACUUUGGAUCUGCCUCAAUGGCUUCUCCUGCCAACUCCUUUGUGGGCACACCUUACUGGAUGGCUCCAGAGGUGAUCUUAGCUAUGGAUGAAGGACAGUAUGAUGGGAAAGUUGAUAUUUGGUCACUUGGGAUCACCUGUAUUGAAUUGGCGGAACGGAAGCCCCCCCUUUUCAACAUGAAUGCAAUGAGUGCCUUAUAUCACAUUGCCCAGAAUGAUUCACCGACAUUACAGUCCAGUGAAUGGACAGACUCCUUUAGGCGAUUUGUUGAUUACUGCUUGCAGAAAAUACCUCAGGAAAGGCCAACGUCAGCAGAACUAUUACGGCAUGACUUUGUUCGGCGAGACCAGCCUCUGCGUACCCUAAUUGACCUCAUACAGAGGACAAAGGAUGCCGUCCGUGAGCUGGAUAACCUGCAGUACCGAAAAAUGAAAAAAAUCCUUUUCCAAGAGACACGAAAUGGACCCAUGAAUGAGUCACAGGAGGAUGAAGAAGACAGCGAACAUGGAACCAGCCUGAGCAGGGAAAUGGACAGCCUGGGAAGCAACCAUUCUAUCCCAAGCAUGUCUGUAAGCACAGGCAGCCAGAGCAGCAGUGUGAACAGUAUGCAGGAGGUCAUGGAUGAGAGCAGCACUGAACUUGCCAUGAUGCAGGAUGACGAAAGUACAGUCAAUUCCAGUUCCUCUGUGGUACACAAGAAGGAUCAUGUAUUCAUAAGGGAUGAGGCGGGCCACGGCGAUCCCAGGCCUGAGCCGCGGCCUACCCAGUCAGUUCAGAGCCAGGCCCUCCACUACCGGAACAGAGAGCGCUUUGCCACGAUCAAAUCAGCAUCUUUGGUUACACGGCAGAUCCAUGAGCAUGAGCAGGAGAACGAGUUGCGGGAACAGAUGUCAGGUUAUAAGCGGAUGCGGCGCCAGCACCAGAAGCAGCUGAUCGCCCUGGAGAACAAGCUGAAGGCUGAGAUGGACGAGCACCGCCUCAAGCUACAGAAAGAGGUGGAGACGCAUGCCAACAACUCGUCCAUCGAGCUGGAGAAGCUGGCCAAGAAGCAAGUGGCUAUCAUAGAAAAGGAGGCAAAGGUAGCUGCAGCAGAUGAGAAGAAGUUCCAGCAACAGAUCUUGGCCCAGCAGAAAAAAGAUUUGACAACUUUCUUAGAAAGUCAGAAGAAGCAGUAUAAGAUUUGUAAGGAAAAAAUAAAAGAGGAGAUGAACGAGGACCAUAGCACACCCAAGAAAGAAAAGCAAGAGCGGAUAUCCAAGCAUAAAGAGAACUUGCAGCACACACAGGCUGAAGAGGAAGCCCACCUUCUCACUCAGCAGAGACUGUACUAUGACAAAAACUGCCGUUUCUUCAAGCGGAAAAUAAUGAUCAAGCGGCAUGAGGUGGAGCAGCAGAACAUUCGGGAGGAACUAAAUAAAAAGAGGACCCAGAAGGAAAUGGAGCAUGCCAUGCUAAUUCGGCACGAUGAGUCCACCCGAGAGUUAGAGUACAGGCAGCUGCACACGUUACAGAAGCUACGCAUGGAUCUGAUCCGGCUACAGCACCAGACUGAACUGGAAAACCAGCUGGAGUAUAAUAAGAGGCGAGAAAGGGAACUGCACAGAAAGCAUGUCAUGGAACUUCGGCAACAGCCAAAAAACUUAAAGGCCAUGGAAAUGCAAAUUAAAAAACAGUUUCAGGACACUUGCAAAGUACAGACCAAACAGUAUAAAGCACUCAAGAAUCACCAGUUGGAAGUUACUCCAAAGAAUGAGCACAAAACAAUCUUAAAGACACUGAAAGAUGAGCAGACGAGAAAACUUGCCAUUUUGGCAGAGCAGUAUGAACAGAGUAUAAAUGAAAUGAUGGCCUCUCAAGCGUUACGGCUAGACGAGGCUCAAGAAGCAGAAUGCCAGGCUUUGAGACUACAGCUCCAGCAGGAAAUGGAGCUGCUCAAUGCCUACCAGAGCAAAAUCAAGAUGCAAACAGAGGCACAACAUGAACGUGAGCUCCAGAAGCUAGAGCAGAGGGUGUCUCUGCGUAGAGCACAUCUUGAGCAGAAGAUUGAAGAGGAGCUGGCUGCCCUUCAGAAGGAACGCAGCGAGAGAAUAAAGUACCUAUUGGAAAGGCAAGAGCGAGAGAUUGAAACUUUUGACAUGGAGAGCCUCAGAAUGGGAUUUGGGAAUUUGGUUACAUUAGAUUUUCCUAAGGAGGACUAUAGAUGAGAUUAAAUUUUUUUGCCAUUUACAAAAAAAAA
Talpa occidentalis (Iberian mole) is the source of this 4857-nucleotide messenger RNA. RefSeq names its product TAO kinase 3 (gene TAOK3). NCBI's taxonomy places the organism in Eukaryota, Metazoa, Chordata, Mammalia, Eulipotyphla, Talpidae. The coding region runs from base 2129 to 4825 and encodes 898 amino acids. The record is from RefSeq and is a predicted model, not a curated record. The transcript has 21 exons. Gene Ontology annotation, molecular function: protein kinase activity; ATP binding. Gene Ontology annotation, biological process: protein phosphorylation; execution phase of apoptosis.